Adelges cooleyi (spruce gall adelgid) is the source of this 2088-nucleotide messenger RNA. It is a transcript of the gene Lgr3, whose product is annotated as relaxin receptor 2. Gene Ontology annotation, cellular component: membrane. The record is from RefSeq and is a predicted model, not a curated record. The transcript has 19 exons. NCBI's taxonomy places the organism in Eukaryota, Metazoa, Arthropoda, Insecta, Hemiptera, Adelgidae. The coding region runs from base 73 to 2088 and encodes 671 amino acids. Gene Ontology annotation, biological process: G protein-coupled receptor signaling pathway. Gene Ontology annotation, molecular function: G protein-coupled receptor activity; protein binding.
CUAUCGAUUUACCAAGAAUUUGUAAAAACAAAUAGAACAACACUAGACGUGAACACUGAAAAAUAUAACAUAAUGGCAAACGGAAAUAAAACAAACUCAAACGGACAAGUAAUCAAGGAAGACACUACGCCAACGCCUUGUGCUUUGAGAAACUAUCCUAAAACAUGUCAAUGUCGUGGUCGCUAUGGUACAGCGUUGCGGUGCAAUAACGCAGGACUAUUGACAGUGCCCAGAAACGUUUCUAGAAACGUAGUGAACAUGGCCUUCGUCAACAACACUAUUUUGCUGACUAACGAUUCAUUUGACGAAUAUACCAACUUGAAAGUUUUAAGCUUGCACCAUAACUCUUUGACAAGAAUACCUCCGUUCGUGUUUGCCCAUCAAAAUCAACUACAAUGGAUAUUUUUAUUACAAAACAAACUAGAAGAAUUAGAGCCAAACGCGCUGUACGGAUUAACAAAUCUCGAACAAUUACAUGCAGAUCACAACCGCUUAGCAUUGUUGAAUACAGACUCGUGGCUUCAUUUGACCAAUUUAGAUUUGUCCAACAACAUGCUGAGUUUGAAAAACGUCUGUUUGCCACGGUUGCCGUCGCUGAGAGUAAUGAACCUACAGAGCAACCGCAUUGAAAGACUGGAUAAAUGUCUGUUGGCAAAUUUGCCGUCUUUAGCAGACUUAGAUUUAUCUUUCAACGCAAUCUCUUUUAUCGACGAACGCGCAUUUGUCAACCAGACCAGACUACUUGAACUGAAUCUGACCAACAACCACAUAAUGACGGUGACGCCCUCUAUGUUUUGGCCGUUGACGUCCAUCGACAAGUUUUCGCUGGCGUACAAUCCGGUUAAGUACAUACACAGAGACGUGUACAAGUCCAUGUCCAAUCUAAAAUCUUUGUCUCUAGAAGGUAUAGACAAAAGAAACAUGGAUGCGACGGUGUUUCGAAAAUUAGACAAACUCAGAAUUCUGUACUUGAAAGAAUUUCACUAUUGCGCUCUGUACGCCAGGAACGUGCCUCUCUGUUAUCCGAACACGGAUGAUUUAUCUUCGGGUUUAAAUCUCUUGCCAAAACCCAUUCUCCGGUGGACAUUGUGGCCAGUGGCCUUCUUUACGCUAGUCAUGAACACUAUGGUUCUCUACGGUCGCAUGUUCGGCAAUCUCAGAGAUGAAAAUCAUGGUAUCAACUUCGUCAUCCGUAACCUGGCCGUGGCAGACAUAAUGAUGGCGUUGUACUUGACAGUCAUCGGUUAUCACGAUUUGAAAUACAGCGACGAAUUUUACAUUUACGCCCACGAGUGGAAGUCGUCCAGCUUGUGCACAAUAAUAGGAAUGAUCGCCGUAGUUUCAUCCGAAGUGUCGCUUCUAAUAUUGGUGUUUCUCAGCCUCGAGAGAUUCUUGCUCAUCGCCGUACCGUUUUCCGGUUAUCAUGUGUUGAAAUUAAAAACCGCAACUUACUGCGUAACCGCAAUAUGGUUGGUAGCAAUAUGCAUCUCCGUCGCACCGCUGCUCCUGUUAAAACAUGCGACGAAAUUUUAUGGUUCCAACGGCUUGUGCUAUCCCUUGUACAUCGAAGAUCCAUUUCUCAUCGGAUGGCAGUACUCGGCUUUUGUUUUUUUGGGAUUGCACUCGGCGAGUCUUUUGUUACUGUCAGCUCUGUACACAUUAAUGUUCAUAAGCGUGUGGAAAACCAGACGAGCGGCUCGCAUUUCGGUUGGUGAUUUUGAAUUCGCCGUUCGGUUUUUCUUCAUCGUUUUGGCCAACGCUUUGUGUUGGCUUCCAAUAAUCAUACUGAAGUUUGCAGCUAUACAGAAAUUCCAUAUUUCAAGUGAAUUAUACGGAUGGGUUGUCGUUUUCAUCGUUCCCAUUAAUGCACUCGUUAAUCCGCUUUUGUACACGUUCACCACCCCCAAGUACAGGAACAUCUUGACUGCAAGGAACAUUUUCAAACGACCAAAUCUCCAUUCAAAUAGUGGGAAUUUUGAAAUGUCUCAAACCUCAAGCCAUCAGACAUCAGCAUCAAGUAAAAUGUUUAAGAAAAAUACGAAGAGAAAAAACCAAGAAAUUAGUACCGAAACAACCAAUGAGGAUUGA